UGGUGCGUGUUUACAGUGAACUUAUUUAAAAAUGGUGAAACAGGAUAUUGCACAUGUUUCCGAAGACGAUUCACCUUUAGAAGCUGUUAAUGAAAACGGUAAGCGUAGUGCUGCUGAUAAUAACCCCGAGGGCAAGAAACGAAUAAGAGGUUUAUAUCGGCAGCCAACGGUCAACGAAUUGAACCGUCUUCGCGAAACUGAGAAUUUAUUCAAUUCAAAUUUAUUCCGAUUGCAAGUUGAUGAAGUCCUCCAAGAAGUCAAAGUCAAAGAGAAGACUGAAAAGAAGUUUGAGCAGUGGUUUCUAGCUUUUAAAACUUAUCUACUGUCUAUACAAGAGGAUGAAAAUGAAUAUGACCUUACUGAACAAACUCUGGCGAAAAAGCUCAAAGUGAAACUACCAUUUAAUGAUAAGCUAAAGAAAACAAAAUGUGUUUUUAAAUUUCACAAGUUUAAAAGUGUUGAAAUUGUUGGGUCCUAUAACUUGAGAUGUCCAAUCAACUCGAAACUAAAAGUAGAUGUUAAAGUCACUGUACCAGCAGACAUAUAUACGAAAAAUGACUCAAUAAAUUAUAGAUAUCAUAAAAAGCGUGCUGCUUAUUUAGCAUUCAUUGCAUCGCAUUUGAAAAAUUAUGAAUCCAUUGAAGAUUUGAAAUACACAUUUUUAAAUGGUAGUGAAGCAAAAGCUGUUCUGGAUUUAAAACCAGCAGGCAAGCUUGGUAACUUUGUAUCAGUUCGUAUUGAUUUAUCUUGCGAGCUAGAUGCAUACAAACUUCACCGUUUUAGUCCAACACGUAAUAAUUUAAGAGAAUCAUGGUUAUUUAAUCCUGAUGCUGUUGAGAAUAAUGAAGUGGGAACUCCAACUCCAUAUUACAACAGUAGUAUAUUAUGUGAUUUAACAUCUUCUACAAAUGAGGAGUUCUUAAAAGAAGUUCUGUCAAAAAGUGAGAAUUUAAAGCAAGCAGUUGUAUUACUAAAGAUCUGGCUGCGACAAAGAAAGUUACAAGUGUCUGGACAUGUUGUGAGCAUGCUCAUAGCAUAUUUAGUGCAAAUAAAGAGAGUAAAUAAUAUUAUGAGUAGUUAUCAAAUAGUUAGGAAUGUUUGGAUAGCCAUCAAAUCUUCAGAAUGGGACAAAAAGGGCAUAUCACUCCAUAAGGAGGGUGAUUCUCCUCCUUUGGAGGAAUUCCACAAACACUUUCCAGUGGUAUUCCUAGAUAGAACGGGUUACUACAACAUACUAUGGCAGAUGUGUAGAGGGACCUAUGACACCUUGAAGAGGGAGUGCGAGUUGGCUGUGGGGAUGCUUGACAAUGCCAACAUAAACAGCUUCAUACCACUCUUCAUGACUCCGGUGCAGCCUUUGAUGCAGUUUGAUCACAUUUUGAAAUUCAAAAAUUUGGAAGGUCUCAAACAAUCUGUUCUAUCAAAAGUGUCCAAAGAAUCCCAACUGAACUAUGGUAUAGACGAGCUGGCUCUAGUAACAGAUACUCUUCACACUUUGUUGAGGAAAAGUCUUGGGAAUCGAGUAGACUUGAUAUUGCAGAUGGUAGACGCCGAUUUCUCAUGGACCGUAAAGAAAUCGCCAGAAAAAGCAAAGAUGGAAGGACACGAAGAAAACCUAUUGUUUGGAUUGGUCCUGAAUCCGGAACACUGUAUAAAUGUGGUUGAGAAAGGUCCUCCCGCAAAUUUACCUGAGGCAGAGGAAUUCAGAUUAUUCUGGGGCGAAAAAUCAGAGUUGCGUCGCUUCCAAGACGGCUCCAUCACAGAGACUUGCGUCUGGGACGGAGAGACCACACAAGAACGACGCGGUAUCACCAAGCAGAUCAUCAAUUAUCUCAUGAAGAUUAAGUAUGAUAUUCCCCAGUCCGAACUAUUCCACAUAUGCGAUCAACUUGACACUCUGACGUCUCGCAAGCAAUACAGUGACGCUCAAUGUGAGUCGUGCUCUUUAGAAGCGUUGCGAGCCUUCGACGAACUCCGUCGCGAUCUGAGGCAACUCACGCAGUUGCCGCUAGAUGUCAGCGCUGUGUACGGAGUGUCUCCCGUAUUCAGUUAUAGCGACCCCCUCCCUCCCGUUCCCCGCCCCCCGCAACAUAACCCCUGGAGAAGAGGGAAUGCAAGCUUGGUGAAGGAAAUAGUGAGAGAAGGAACCUUGGUCGUGCCGGAGUAUACCGCUGUUUGCAAAGCAGUCAUUGAAUUGGGUCACAGCGGAAAAUGGCCGGGCGACCUCCAAGCGUUCCGCUGCCUCAAAGCCGCUUUCAACUUACAAAUCGCCGAGCGACUGCAAAAGCAAUAUUCACUCCCCACUCAAGCGUAUCCUACCCACAUUGAUGUGCUCAAAAACGGUCUAGUGUUCCGUCUAGAGAUAGCACACCCGAAAGAGAUAACGCUAUUGAGGAGGGAGAUGGAGAAUGGAGUGGUCAAGUUUAGGGAGAGUGAAGAGAGUGUUAAUUUGCAAUGUGAAACUAUUUUGAUGCCAAGAUUGAGGGGGGCCCUUCACGGAUUACACCAGAAACAUCCCGCUUUCGGGCCCACCGUCUGUCUGUUCAAACGCUGGCUGUCCUCCCACCUGCUAUCCCCUCCCCACUUCCCCCCCACUGUGGCUGAACUAAUCACGGCCGCGGUUUUCGUACAUUCCUCCCCACUAUCCCCACCAACUAUGCCCACUGCUGGGCUUGUCAGAGUGUUAACAUUGCUGGCUAAUACGGAUUGGGCCAGGGAAAUGAUCGUGUUGGAUUUCAAUGAGGAUAUGAAACGCGAAGAAAUAAUUGAAUUGGAGCAGCAAUUCUCAUCUCGAGAGGAUCCGACCCCGUGCAUUCACAUAGUUACGGCGUACGACUCUGACCACCCCGCAGUUUGGAGUAGACGUGACCCGACCCCUCAAGUUAUCGCCAGAGCUAAAGUGCUAGCCAGUAGUACUUUAGACUACUUUCAGAGGGCGCUGUUGAGUGAAAUGAAGGAUAACAUACUGUCAUGCUUCGUACCAUCAUUAUCCGGCUACGACGUUCUCAUCCGCCUCAAUCCGACCCUGGUGCCAUUUACAACUGAACGCGUUGAAAAACUGCCAACAUCACGGAAAUUACCCACGACUUUCGCGGAAGAAUUGAUUCCGGUGGUAGAAUUUGACCCAGUAAGGUGCUAUUUGGACGAACUCAGGCACGCGUACAGUGAGUUCGCCCUGUUCUUCCACGAUUCAUACGGCGGCGAAGUGGUUGCUGUAUUAUGGAAACCGGACAUUGACGAAUUCAAGGAAUUCCAGGUCCUGAACGCAAACGCGCUUACACCCAUAACAGUGAAAGGAGAAACGAAGUACAAGAUAAACAAACAAGCUCUCAUAGAGGACUUCAAAAUACUCGGCGCUGGAUUAGUUACUGAUGUAACAGUUAACGCAUAGCAUUUUAUAUGUUAUAACUACUUGUAAUUAGUACCUUAUUCGUACUUUAAUUUUGUAUUUUAAGUAUUACGUUGUGUAAUAUAGAAUUUUUAUUGAA
Molecule: messenger RNA, 3488 nt
Organism: Amyelois transitella
Lineage: Eukaryota; Metazoa; Arthropoda; Insecta; Lepidoptera; Pyralidae
Gene: Mat89Ba
Product: nucleolar protein 6
Exons: 14
Coding region: 32-3391 (1119 amino acids)
Biological process (GO): tRNA export from nucleus; rRNA processing
Cellular component (GO): UTP-C complex; small-subunit processome; CURI complex
Source: RefSeq, a predicted model, not a curated record